Molecule: messenger RNA, 1065 nt
Organism: Penicillium lagena
Lineage: Eukaryota; Fungi; Ascomycota; Eurotiomycetes; Eurotiales; Aspergillaceae
Exons: 3
Coding region: 1-1065 (354 amino acids)
Biological process (GO): reciprocal meiotic recombination
Cellular component (GO): synaptonemal complex
Molecular function (GO): ubiquitin protein ligase activity
Source: RefSeq, a predicted model, not a curated record
AUGGACUUCUCCCUCCGAUGCAACUCGCUCAAAUGUCGCACUCAACUGAAGGAGAGGGCAGUGGUGACGACUUGCUCCCAUAUCUUCUGUCUUCCCUGCGCAGAUAGUCUGGGCCUGUCGCAUCCCACUGCAGGCCCCCGUCGCUGCCCUGCUUGCCAGACUGCUCUCUUCAACCCAGACGAUGCUGUGUCCACCGUCCUGAACCCGACAGAGGAUUACAAGACCAGCGUGUUGAGUGGACUGGACCCAGGCACCAUCGUCGAAUGUGCUGGUCGCGCACUCGGAUUCUGGUCGUAUCAGACCACACAGGAAAUAUUCUACCAGGAAUUCCUCGGUAAGGCCCUGACAGACAAGUAUUCCAGCCUCAGCACGAACAUGGACAAGGUCAUCCACAACGCCAACACCGAGAUAUCCUCUCUGCAAAGCAAAGUCGCCGAUCAGCAGCACUGCCCCCACUCCGUUGAAAUCAAACUAAACCCCUGGCCAGACAUGCAAGUAACGCAAGACGAACUGCACAAGAAGAACCAAGACCUAGCCGAGCUCUACCGCGAGAAAUCCAAGAAGCUAUCCCAGAUGGCAAACCUCUACAACCUUCUGAAGGCGCGCGCAAUGCGCUCCGAAAUGCAGACCGCCGCGUCCGACAGCGUCUCGCAGACCCUACACUCGCUGGACAGAUCCUCACGAAGGGCGCUCCAUCCCGUCCCGCCCGGGCCACCACCGAUGCCGACAGCCUCAUCCUCCGUCCCGCGCCGCCCACUGACCCCUGCGUACCCCGUCACGACGGACGGCGUGGAGCAGCUACACCGAUACCAGCGCAGCGGGACGGGCAGUUCCAAGCGAGUACGAACAAAGGAUGUAGAUGCUGCUGCUGUGGCCAUGCCACCGCCCACGGGCCGUUGGCCGUGGAAUAUGCGGAAUCGCCAUCACGAUCGUACGCCUGAGAAGGCGGCCAGCCCGGCGGCGAAACCGCAGCACCGAACUCGGCUACCUGGCCCGUCACGGCCGCCGACGACCAUGUCACAGUUUCCGGGUGGCGAGGCGAUUCUCGAGCGGUUUGGCAGUUAG